GUUGUCGGAGAGAUUGAGGUGGCGGAGGAGGAGCAAGUUGCCGAGUUGCUGGGGGAUUUCUCCGAGGAAGGUGUUGCCUAUGAGGCCGAGACCCUGCAGAGAGGUGACUCCGAACCAACUACAGAAAUGGAGGGAAUCGUUCCAAGAGCUGAGAAUCAUAUUGGGGUCGUCGGUGAUUCCUUGUUUGAAGUGAAGCAAGGCGAGCCGGUCUGUGUCGUUGCUCGAAGCUGUGGCCUGCUGACACACGACGACGACUGAAGUGAUGGAAGCAAGUAGUAGAACUAGCAAGUGGCGAUGCAAGGGAGGCUUUUGAUGGCAAGAUGGAAGACAUUGAGAAUGUGUUUGCUUUAUCAUUGGGAAUUCGUUAGAAGGCUAGUAAGCGAAGAAUGGAGGUGAUUAUCAAGGAUGGUUGUGGGAGGCCCUUUUAUAGGCAGAUUUUGACAUGUCCAUAAUUUAUUUACAAUGUUCUAAAAGGAAGUCAAAUGGUAUCGUAAU
Linum tenue is the source of this 495-nucleotide messenger RNA. The record is from the annotation of a GenBank genome assembly. NCBI's taxonomy places the organism in Eukaryota, Viridiplantae, Streptophyta, Magnoliopsida, Malpighiales, Linaceae.